AUGGUGGGAUGCAGGAGGAAGAGGAUGAAUGUGCUGCCACGGGUGUGUGCCAGGCUGCUCCUCCUGUGCCUGUUCUUUGCCACCAGCCUCUGCCAAUGGAGCAAAAACAACCGCUGUGUGCUGUCCCGGGCAAAGAGCUGCACGGAGUGCAUCCGGGUGGAUAAGGACUGCUCCUUCUGCACCGACGAGAGCUUUGAAGAGCCGCGCUGUGACCUGCGGGAGAACCUGCUGCGCUCCGGCUGCGGCGAGGCCAGCAUCGUGUACACCCAGGGGGAGAUGAGGACACUGAAGAAUUCCAGUAUCAACACAUCCCUGCAGAGGACCCAGGUGUCCCCCCAGGCCAUGUUCAUGCGGCUGCGGGCUGGGGAGGAGAUGAGCUUCGACAUGGAUGUCUUCCAGCCCAAGGAGAGCCCUGUGGAUCUCUACAUUCUCAUGGACUUCUCCUACUCCAUGUCUGAUGAUCUGGACAACCUCAAAAGCAUGGGGCACAACCUAGCGGACUUCCUGCAAGCCCUGACUUCCAAUUACACCAUCGGAUUUGGCAAGUUUGUGGACAAAGUCUCGUCCCCUCAGACAGACAUGAGACCUGAAAAGCUGCGUGAGCCCUGGCACAACGCCGACUCCCCGUUCUCCUUCAAGAACGUCAUCCGCCUGACCAGCAACAUCAGCGACUUCAGCAGGAAACUCCGCAAGGAACGCAUCUCCGGCAACCUGGAUGCCCCCGAGGGCGGCUUUGAUGCCAUCCUGCAGACAGCUGUUUGCAAGGAUAAGAUUGGCUGGAGAAAGGACAGCACUCACCUGCUCGUGUUCUCCACUGAGUCUGCCUUUCACUAUGAAGCUGAUGGUACCAACGUCCUGGCAGGGAUCCUGGCGAGGAACGAUGAGCAGUGUCACCUGGACAGCCACGGCACCUACGUGUAUGACACCAAGCAGGAUUAUCCUUCAGUGCCCACCCUCGUGCGCCUCUUGGGCCAGCACAACAUCAUCCCCAUCUUUGCUGUCACCAACCACUCCUACAGUUACUACGAGAAGCUGCACAAGUAUUUCCCCAUCUCUGAGAUCGGGGUGCUCCAGGAAGACUCUUCCAACAUUGUGGAGCUGCUCCGCACAGCCUUUGAGCGCAUCCGCUCCAAGAUGGACAUCAGGGCUGACUUCACUCCCAAAGCCCUGAAGACAGAGUUCACCUCACCAGUAUUUGAAAAGACAGAAUCUGGCUCUUUCCACAUCACCCGUGGAAAAGUGAGCAAGUUCCACAUGCACGUCAAGGCUCUGGAGUACAUUGGUGGGCAGCACGUCUGCAGCCUCCCCGAAAAGGAGCGGCGCGGAGUCAUCCACGUGAAACCCACAUCCCUGAGCGACAGCCUCACCGUGUCAACCGCUGUCAUCUGUGACGUGUGUCCCUGCGAGCAGCAACAAGAGUUGGACUCACCCAAGUGCAGUUUCCAUGGGAACUUUGUCUGCGGACAGUGCAUCUGCCACCCUGGCUGGCGAGGGGACACGUGUGACUGCUCCCCGGCGUCAUCCCCCGACAACGAAGCUUGCAUCCGCCCCGGUGAUGUGGAGCCGUGCUCGGGGAGGGGCGAGUGCCUGUGUGGCAAGUGCCAGUGCUACUCCGAGGACCAGACCGUGCGUUUCGAUGGCGCCUUCUGCGAGUUCGAUGUCCUGCAGUGCCCACGCAUCUCUGGCUUCCUCUGCAACGAUCGUGGCCGCUGCUCCAGGGGUGCCUGCGUGUGUGAGAGCGGCUGGGAGGGCCAGAGCUGUGACUGCCCCACGAGCAAUGACACCUGCAUCGACAGCCGGGGGGGAAUUUGCAAUAACCACGGGAAGUGUCAAUGUGGCAGAUGCAUCUGUGACAUGUCCUCGCUGUACACCAGCUCCACCUGUGAAAUCAGCUACUCCCUGGGCUUCCAGGCUGUGUGUGAGAGCAUCCGGGACUGUGUCCGCUGCCAGACCUGGGGGACAGGCAACCUGAAAGGGAACUGCAGCUCGUGCCAGCUCCAGAUCCAGAUGGUGGAGGAGCUGGAGAAAGAGGAGGGUGGUGAGUACUGCUCCUUCCAGGAUGAGGAUGAUGACUGCACCUACCACUACAACCUGGAGGGAGACCCCAGUGUCCUUCCCAACACCACCGUCCGUGUGCAGAAGAAUAAAGAGUGCCCACCUGGGAGCUUCCUCUGGCUCAUCCCACUGCUCAUCUUCCUCAUCCUGCUCCUGGGGCUGCUGCUCCUGCUCUGCUGGAAAUUCUGUGCCUGCUGCAAGGCUUGCCUGGCCCUGCUUCCCUGCUGCGCACGAGGCCGUACCGUUGGCUUCAAGGAGGACCACUACAUGCUCCGGCACAGCCUCAUGUCCUCCGACCACCUGGACACGCCCCUAGUGCGCAGUGGCUCCCUCAAGGGUCGGGACACGGUCCGCUGGAAAAUCCACAACAAUGUCCACAAGGAGGGCAUCACCUCCCCCGCUGCCACCAACCCCAAGGACCUCAUUCCCUACGGGCUGUCUCUGAGGCUGGCCCGGAUUUUCACGCAGAAUCUGGGGAAAACGGACACCCGGGAGUACGAGCAGCUGCGCAAGGAAGUGGAGGAGAAUCUGAAUGAAGUGUUCAAGCACAUUCCUGGCUGCCACAAGGUCCAGCAGACCAAGUUCAGGUUACAGCCCAAUUCUGGGAAAAGGCAGGAAUACACCAUUGUUGACACAGUGCUCACUGCCCCUUACUCAGCCAAGCCAGACAUCAUCAAAGUGGUGGAAAAACAUGUUUCCCACGAGGCUUUUAAUGACCUGAAGGUUGCACCGGGUUAUUACACUGUGACCUCAGACCAAGAUGCUCAGGGAAUGGUGGAGUUCCAAGAGGCUGUGGAGCUGGUGGACGUCCGUGUCCCGCUCUUUAUCAGGGAUGAUGAUGAUGAUGAGAAGCAGCUGCAGGUGGAGGCCCUCGAGGUCCCCAACGGCAUCGCAAAGAUUGGGCGCAGGGUUGUCAACAUCACCAUCAUCAAAGAGCAAGCCAGUAGUGUCAUCACCUUCCUGCAGCCAGCCUAUUCCCACAGCCGCUUCGAUAAGCUGGCCAAGAUCCCUGUCCUCCGGGAGAUCAUAGACAACGGGAAGUCCCAAGUCACCUACAGGACCCGGGAUCUCACUGCCAAGAAUGGCAGGGACUACAUCUUCACGGAGGGUGAACUCGUCUUCCAGCCUGGGGAGACCCGAAAGGAGGUUCAGGUGCCCUUGCUGGAGCUGACAGAGAUAGACACCCUCCUCAACAACUGCCAGCUCAAGCAAUUCGCUGUCGACCUCCUCCACCCCAAGUACGGUGCCAAGAUCGGCCGCUACCCCCAGACCACGGUGACUAUUGCUGACCCAGAGCUGGUGGAUGGUGUCCCCUCGAUGACUGUCCUGGCCCAGCUCCCGCAGUCCCCCAAAGGCCGCCUGAGUGCACCACUUAAUCUCAAUGCCCGUGCCCUCAGCUCCAGGGAAAUCAGCUUCAACUGGUCUCCUCCACCGGGAAAACCCCUGGGGUAUAAGGUAAAAUACUGGAUCCAGGGAGACCCUGAGUCAGAAGCCCAUCUCAUUGAUGUCAAAACCCCAUCAGCAGAGCUGACAAACCUUUACCCCUUCUGUGACUACGAGAUGCAAGUCUGUGCCUAUAAUGCCAUGGGAGAAGGGACUUACUCGGACAUCAUCCACUGCCGCACUUUGGAGGAAGUGCCCAGCGAGCCCGGGCGCUUGGCUUUCAACGUCGUGUCUUCCACUGUGACCCAGCUGAGCUGGGCUGAGCCUGCAGAAACCAAUGGGGAGAUCACGGCCUAUGAAGUCAGUUAUGGGCUUGUCAAUGAGGACAAUGUACCCGUUGGGCCCAUGAAGAAGGUGCUGGUUGAAGACCCCAAGAAGCGCAUGGUGCUGAUCGAGAACCUGCGGGAGUCGCAGCCCUAUCGCUACAUGGUGAAGGCCAGGAACGGUGCGGGCUGGGGGCCCCAGAGAGAAGCCACCAUCAACCUGGCCACACAGCCCAAGCGCCCCAUGUCCAUCCCCAUUAUUCCUGAUGUCCCCAUCAUCGAUGCAGGGGGAGGUGAGGACUAUGACAGCUACCUGAUGUACAGCACAGAUGUGCUCCGUUCUCCAGCUGGCAGCAAGAGGCCCAGUGUUUCUGAUGAUUCAGGCUCCAGGUGGAAAUUUGUGCCACUGCUGGGAGAAGACCUGGACCUUCGCCGCAUCACCUGGAGGCUCCCACCCGAAACCAUUCCCCGCCUCUCUGGCAGCAGCCACCUGUCCUCGGACACGGAGGGGCUCCUCCACGAGGAGGACAGCGCUGUGGCUCCUGGCAGCGUGAGGAGGAGCGCGACGCCCCGGCCCCAAGCAGAGCACUUGUUGAAUGGCCGGGUGGACUUCUCGUACCCUGGCAGUGGCAGUGGCACCCUGACCAGGACAGCCAACACCAGCUACCACCAGCUGAGCUCCCACGUGCACCAGGAGCACAGGGUGAUGGGCAGUUCCUCGCUGACAAGAGAUUGCUCCACAGUGCUGAUGGGGCACGAUAACCCAGGGACACUCCUCCCUCCCAUCCAUGAAGAUGCUGGGAGGACACUCCUCUGGCCCCGGGACGUGGGUUUCAGCAGCAGGGCAAAGGUGAAGGGUUACUACCCCAGCAUUGGCUGUCGGGACUCUAUAAUCAUGACUGAUGGGUCUGCAGGGAUGUGCAAGUACAUAGACUCCAGGAAGCCACUGGGCAUCCCUGACACCCCCACCCGCCUGGUGUUCUCUGCCCUGGGCCCCACGUCCCUGAAGGUGAGCUGGCAGGAGCCACGCUGUGAGAAGGAGGUGCAGGGCUACAGCAUGCAGUACCAGCUCCUCAGCGGAGGAGAGGUGCACAGGAUCACCAUCCCCAGCCCCAGCCAGAACUCGGUGGUGGUGGAGGACCUGCUGCCCAACCACUCCUACAUCUUCAAGGUGAAGGCACAGAGCGAGGAGGGCUGGGGCCCCGAGAGGGAGGGAGUCAUCACCAUCGAGUCCCAGGUGGACCCGCAGAGCCCGCUCAGUCCCGUGCCAGGUACCCCCUUCACCCUGAGCACCCCCUGUGCCCCUGGACCACUGGUUUUCACUGCCCUUGGCCCGGAUUCUCUGCACCUCAGCUGGGAGAGACCCCGUGAGCCCAAUGGGCCCAUCCUGGGCUACAGGAUCACCUGUGAGAUGCUGCAUGGAGGAGGGGAGCCCAGGACCAUCUAUGUUGAAGGAGACAACCUGGAAACCACGCUGACUGUGCCCCACCUGAGUGAGAAUGUCCCAUACAAGUUCAAAGUGCAAGCCAACACCACCCAAGGCUUUGGGCCAGAGAGAGAAGGCCUCAUCACCAUUGAAUCUCAGGACAGAGGUGCUUUCUCCCAGUUUGGAGGACAGCAAUACAUGAGAGAAGUUUACAAAUUCCCCACUGAAUACACCACCAAAACCAGUAUCAGCCAUUCCUCUCUGGAUCCCUACUUCACAGACGGGAUGCUGGUGAGCACCCAGUGUGUGGAGAACUCCAGCAGCACCCUGACCCAGGAGUUUGUGAGCCACACUGUGAUGACCAGUGGGACCCUCACCCAGCACGUGGAGAGGCAGUUCUAUGAGGCCUGAGCUAGGACAGGCCAAGCACCAGCAGGACUUUUGGGAUCAGGUGCCAGGAUUUUAUGGAACAACCCAAGGGUUCUUCAUCCAGGGGUGCCUGGGCAGCUCUUCCUGUGGGCACAGACCCUCUGUGCCCCUCCAGGCCCUGGACUUCUCCUUUGGAGCCCAGCACACUCAGAGCUCUGGCACA
Molecule: messenger RNA, 5779 nt
Organism: Cinclus cinclus
Lineage: Eukaryota; Metazoa; Chordata; Aves; Passeriformes; Cinclidae
Gene: ITGB4
Product: integrin subunit beta 4
Exons: 41
Coding region: 1-5598 (1865 amino acids)
Biological process (GO): cell adhesion mediated by integrin; cell migration; cell-matrix adhesion
Cellular component (GO): cell surface; integrin complex; membrane
Molecular function (GO): integrin binding
Source: RefSeq, a predicted model, not a curated record